GCCUUUAUCGACAUUGGAGUUAUGGAUACCGAGCAAUAUGAACGAUCCGAUUACUUCUUCGUCGAACUUGCCCCACCUAUUUGGGCAAAGAAGAUGAGCGGUGGGCUUUUCUUUCCCCUUGCAAAACCUUCUCUUUAG
Strongylus vulgaris is the source of this 138-nucleotide messenger RNA. The record is from the annotation of a GenBank genome assembly. Lineage: Eukaryota; Metazoa; Nematoda; Chromadorea; Rhabditida; Strongylidae.